Molecule: messenger RNA, 2022 nt
Organism: Triticum dicoccoides
Lineage: Eukaryota; Viridiplantae; Streptophyta; Magnoliopsida; Poales; Poaceae
Product: protein DETOXIFICATION 46, chloroplastic-like
Exons: 14
Coding region: 16-1614 (532 amino acids)
Biological process (GO): transmembrane transport
Cellular component (GO): membrane
Molecular function (GO): antiporter activity; xenobiotic transmembrane transporter activity
Source: RefSeq, a predicted model, not a curated record
GCAUCGUCGUCGGCCAUGUCCGCCCACCUCCGCCUCCUCACCGCCGGGGCCGCGCUCCCGUUGCCCGCCCCGGCCUCCCUCCGGCGGGCGCGGCUGCUCCCGCCCGCGCCCCCGCUCCCCUCCGCCCGGCUCCUCGCCCCGCACCGGCGCGGCCUCUCCCCGCACGCGGCCGUCCGCGUCGUCCGAUGCGCCGCCGCGGCGGGCGCGGCCGACGGGGGCGAGCGGGAGGUGGGGGUGGAGGCGAUAGCGGCGGACGGCGCGGGGAUAUGGGCGCAGGUGCGGGACGUGGUGGUGUUCGCGGGGCCCGCGCUCGGGCUCUGGAUCUGCGGCCCGCUCAUGAGCCUCAUCGACACCAUGGUCAUCGGCCAGACCUCCUCCCUCCAGCUCGCCGCCCUAGGGCCCGGGACCGUGUUCUGUGACUACCUGUGCUACAUAUUCAUGUUCCUGUCCGUCGCAACCUCCAACAUGGUGGCCACCUCCUUAGCUAACAAGGAUGAAGAACUUGCACAGCAUCAAGUGUCUACGCUGCUAUUUAUAGCUCUUACUUUUGGUAUAGGAAUGUUUUUGUUCACUAAGAUUUUUGGGGUUCAAGUAUUGACUGCCUUUACUGGAUCAAAAAAUCAUGAAAUUAUUUCUGCUGCUAAUACAUAUGCACAGAUUCGAGGUUUUGCAUGGCCUGCAGUUCUCGUUGGCUUAGUUGCCCAAAGUGCUAGUCUAGGCAUGAAAGAUGCUUGGGGUCCUCUGAAGGCAUUGGCAGCAGCUAGUGUUAUAAAUGGCGUCGGUGAUAUAUUUCUUUGCUCUGUAUGUGGCUAUGGAAUUGCUGGUGCCGCCUGGGCUACUAUGGUUUCACAGAUUGUUGCAGCUUUUAUGAUGAUGCAAAAUCUAAACAGUAGAGGUUUUCGAGCGUUCUCAUUCACAAUCCCAUCGACAAGAGAGCUUCUGCAGAUAUUCGAAAUCGCAGCUCCUGUUUUUGUGACAAUGACAUCCAAGGUAGCAUUUUAUGCAUUACUUACAUACUCCGCGACUUCUAUGGGAGCAAUAACUCUUGCAGGCCAUCAGGUCAUGGUUAAUAUCUUAUGCAUGUGCACUGUUUGGGGUGAGCCCCUGUCACAAACUGCACAGUCGUUCAUGCCGGAGAUGAUAUACGGAGCUAACCGCAAUUUGAUGAAGGCAAGGAUGCUACUCAAGUCCCUCGUAAUGAUUGGAGCUAUAGCUGGACUGACUGUGGGGACAGUUGGAACGAUUGUUCCGUGGCUUUUUCCUAGUCUGUUUACCAAUGAUCUACUGGUUGUACAACAGAUGCACAAAGUGCUGAUUCCAUAUUUCACUGCAUUGUUGGUGACACCUUCAGUACACAGCCUUGAAGGAACAUUGCUGGCUGGAAGGGAUCUCAGGUAUUUGAGUCAAUCAAUGGGUGCAUGCUUCAGCAUUGGAACCUUUCUACUACUGCUUGUCCGUGACAAAUUUAGUAGCUUGACACUAUGCUGGUGGGUACUUGUCUUCUUCCAGUGGAGUCGGUUUGGAAGCGCUCUACAACGGCUUGUUUCUCCAACGGGCAUGUUGUACAAUGAAAAUUUCAACCAGCCUGAGCAUGUCAAAGUGAAGGCCACAUGAGUUUGAAACGAGGCGACAACAAAUACACGCAUAUUUGCAGCCCUGGAAACAUCAUUCAGCAUUGUCUGUUUCUAACCACCAUCGGUUGUAAUGUGUUGGUCAUGAGAUUACAUUGGCUGCACAUGAUAAGAUUGGAAGCAAAGUUCAAGACCUGCUCAAUGUCUUCAGGUCUAGGAAGGUCCAUUUGGCUCUAGGGUAGAAUUUGGUCUCUUGUAGUAUCUUUUUGUCCUAGGCGCCUUCAUCUCAUGCUUUACUGCUGCAGAGAAGGUUACAUUGUCCAACACUUGCGACUGUAAAAGUGCAGUUACGCAAGCAUGUAAAGAAUUUUGUCUGCUUAAGAAUUACAAAAUGGUCAACGAUGUCCAAGUUUUUUGUUACGAAAUGAAGAAAGUAUGGAUGUUGAAAUUA